UACGCCUGGUGAAUACGAAAACCAAACAAACGCUGAAGCAAUGAUAAUAAACUUGAUGGUGCAGUAGAGUGUUGACUUUGCAAUCAAAAGGAAAUUUAUAAGAUUUAUCAUUGAUUAGAUCUGCUAGCCUUUCUAAGUGAUAAUUUGUCGCUACAAAUUCAGGGAUAUGGGAAGGUCCCCUUCUCUAGCGUAUCAUUAUUGUGAAAACUUGAUAAUGUAGUCAUUGAUCCCAUCGCCUUUUGAUAUCGCGUGUUUUUUUUUUUUCGCAUGCCACCUCACACUCAGAAAUUCAGCCUAAUUAGAAUGUCGUUAAAUCUUGUUGUAAAGGUGAUGAAUAGAUUUGGCGAAUUAGGAAUUGAGGGAAUUUGCUAUUACUCUGAAUGUAUAAGAGCUAUAUUGUGCGGCCAAUACAGAACCAUUCAAGUAUAACAACGAUCUGAUCAACAUAACAAAUGCAAAAGGGUAAUGAAUUGUUUCUGUGAAAAGCACAAUUACAAUAUAACCCCUGCGUUGCGAGCAAGGAGCUUUAACACAGACAGACAGACAGACAGACAUUCGUUAAUUGGUGUCUUAUACAGAAUAGUACAUGGACCAAUAAAUUUGUAAGAGUAUGGUACGCUUCCGGUUUGUACAAGGAGGGGGGUGGCUUGUAUUCGCUGAUGGUUGUGUUGGAAAAAACACGCAAACAACAACACAUCUACUUUAAUAUUUUAGUCAAUCGAACACAUCGAAUAUAGUACUCUUAUUUCAGAUAAGGUUGCCACUAGGAAAUCCAUGCACUUAUGCGGGGGAUCCGCCUAUUCCUAUUCUUGUUAGGUAAGGCGCUUAUUUUUAAGGGUACGGCCCGAGGAUGGCAACUAUGGUAUGAUAAAAAAAUAGGACAUGGAUUCAGCUCAUAUUACCCAUGAACGACUGCGGGCUUACGACUCUCGAUUCUCCGGUGCAACCUUAGUUGAAAUAGGUGUAUAUUAAUAAUAAAAAAUAAUUUAAUUUAAGAACUAAUGAGGUCUCUAUCAAGUUCGUUCCUUUAGUGAUAAAUAGACUCUUUGCCAUCCUUGUCUAGUGUUUGUCUUUGUUCACUUGUAGAAUUAUCAAAUGAGUGACACGAAAAUGACUAAGAUUAAAAAAUUGACAUUGUUUGCACUCAAAGUUAAUCAUUACCUCCGUCCUUGAAAAGCCGAUCCGUAUUCCCUCAAAGCUGCUCUCUCCAUUCACCUCAACGCGUAAUUACCUUUAAACCGGACUCUACAUGUCUCGUUUUGACCACUUUAAAAAGAGUGGACAUGCAGUGCAGUUAAAUCUCACCGAAUUUUUGUCCUUGUCACAAAGGCAAAUAGAUAGGCAGAAUGAGUACACGCUGAAUAAGACGGUUGACAUGACAGAUGCCGGCAGGCCGUCGCAGUUCCAGCACGAAGUUGCGGGGCUCGAGGAUGGUGAGGAAGAAACGAAGAAAACAUGCCGAUGGCGAGUGUUCGCGGUAAUUCACGGGAUCUCGCGGCUCGCGGUCCUUCUUACCAUUUGCACUUUCUUUCUCACGUCAUUCAUCUCAAGUCUAAACGUCGCGCUGAAAGUGACGUACGAGUUACCCGCCAGACACGCCAAGCACACGGCCCUCGAAAAUCUCGCGAGUGUAUGUCUCCUUGUUCUUCUCGGAUGCACCAUCAUUCUUGCGUCAGUUGUCCUCUCUCUAUUCUGGGAAGUCGUACUCCUAGUGUUUUACAAGACCUCCAAGCCAUGGAUGUUGACGGUGAUUGUCCUGUUCGCGGUCACACUUAUCGUGGUGACUGUGUUUAACACGAUUACUGCGUCCGAGCGGCCCAUCGUUAUCCGCUUCCUUGAGAACUCCUUCGAGACAUCUUGGUGGGUUAUACUCGUAUUCACCACCGUGGUCUCAGCAGGGCUCAUGUUUUUCGUCUACAAGGAAAAGCGCUAUGAGAAGCUGGCACUCGCAUGGAAGAUGGGCCUGUUUAUAUCCGAAGGGCUUCUGGCUGUGUUCCUUAUCCUAACGCCCGUGUCAUUCCAGCUGACGGGUUCAUCCCCGAGCACUGUCGCGUUUUCGUUCUUCUACAUUCUUUUCGCCAUGAUCGCCAUCGUCGGGCUAGUGUUACGUGGCAAGAAGAUCAAGCGCAAAAAGCAGAUUUCGUUAAUUAACUGGAAGAUCAUGUUCGCACUUGGGUUCUUUUAUUUUCUAAUUCUGAUGAUUGCUGGUGUUUCUGGCGUCACCUCGGAUGUCAAAGAUGCGAAAUCAGUAGCGGAAAGUUGGCCAGAUGGCGCGCGCACCCAAGGGCGGGAAAUUUUCCCGCGAAAUGUUACAAACCCCAACCAAUUACCGAAAUACCUUAUUUGUCAGAAUAGAUGGAGCUCGCUGAAUUUUAAUAUAAUGGAACUAGGGUAUCUUGCGAGACUUCCCUAUCGCAUCGUGACAAACCAGACCGAGAUUUCUUACCUCGCUAAUGUGUACUUUAAAGAGCGCGGGUUGAGAUGGGAACUAAAGCGAAUGACGUCAUCCAAGCCAGUAUUCUACCACAUGCACGAGAGAGGUUCAAAUGUUCACGUGAUCGGGAUUCGUGGAACAAAAACCACGGGGGACUGGUUCGAGAAUGCUCAGCUGUGGGGCGAGAUCUUCAUAAUGCAAGCUGUCUCGUCGAUACUGCCCAUCCAAAGGCUACCCAAGCGUGUGAUCAGCUCGUUCAUUUAUCGCUCGGGAAUGAUCGGUGACUUGCUCACCUCAGACCGCGCCAAGCUCUACUUCCAGUCUAUCGAGGACUACAUACGCGACAUCCGUAGCAAAAAUUCCAGCAUGGAAAUACUUCUUGUAGGCCACUCACUUGGCGGGGGGGUCGCCAAGUUCAUCGGCGCGAAAAUGAAAAUCCCGGCUGUUGCUUUCUCCAGUCCAGGCGAAGUGUACAACCACGUGAAGUUUGGCUACACAUAUAACGACUUGCAGCGCUACACGGCCACUGUUAUCCCGGAUGGAGACUUCGUCACGUGGAUCGAUAAACAUGGAGGCUUUAUCCAGAACAUUCGGUGUGCCGUCAAAGGAAUCAUGGGAUGUCAUAAAGUCCUGUCCACAUACUGUGAACUUCGGGAUAGCUGUGGUUGGCAGAGUCGUAUGAAAUGCCCGAAUGAUAACUGAAACACUGGACACCAUGGCAACAAAACACGGAGCAGUGGCGUCAUUUAUUUUAAUUCUAUUUAUUGAAUUUGAGAUUUUUAAUAUGGAGCAUUUCAUUUCUCUUCUUUUUUAUUUUAAACGCAAGAUUUUUUUUAAGUAUGAUUUUAGUCCUAUGCCAGUUCAGGAUGACUGUAUUUUUUUAACUUUUCCUUCAUCUUUUAUUUUUUGUUCUCAUUUUGAUGCAGAAAGCAUUCUCAAAGAAAACGUAAAUCAUAAUUUCGUAAGACUGUAAUAAAAUGUUCUUAACUUUCUGUUUCUAUAUGUUGUACAAUUUUAAGAUAUCUACCUUAUCGCAUGCUCGUCAAUAAACUAUUAAUAUAUUG
Messenger RNA from Nematostella vectensis (starlet sea anemone), 3498 nucleotides. RefSeq lists its product as uncharacterized. The record is from RefSeq and is a predicted model, not a curated record. Lineage: Eukaryota; Metazoa; Cnidaria; Anthozoa; Actiniaria; Edwardsiidae. The coding region runs from base 1250 to 3136 and encodes 628 amino acids. The transcript has 2 exons. Gene Ontology annotation, biological process: lipid metabolic process.